This is a messenger RNA of Priapulus caudatus, 1776 nucleotides long. RefSeq names its product SNF-related serine/threonine-protein kinase-like. Gene Ontology annotation, biological process: intracellular signal transduction; protein phosphorylation; microtubule cytoskeleton organization. Bases 101 to 1105 code for a protein of 334 amino acids. The record is from RefSeq and is a predicted model, not a curated record. Gene Ontology annotation, molecular function: protein serine/threonine kinase activity; ATP binding; tau-protein kinase activity. The transcript has 5 exons. Gene Ontology annotation, cellular component: cytoplasm. Lineage: Eukaryota; Metazoa; Priapulida; Priapulimorpha; Priapulimorphida; Priapulidae.
AUUGAAAGACGCACAAAUGGAUCCUUUGCAGUGAUAUACUAUUACUAGUGUAGUUCUUUCAUUUUUAGACAUUUUGUGAUUGUGAUUUGGGAAAUUUAACAUGUCGGUACCAAGAAGAGGGUCCCUGGUUGAGGGACGUGGCCAGAUUGCAGGACUCUACGAUCUUUUAGACACACUUGGUCGAGGUCAUUUCGCUGUUGUGAAAUUGGCUAGGCAUGUGUUUACUGGUGAAAAAGUAGCAGUGAAAGUUAUAGACAAAACGAAAUUGGAUGAUGUUUCUAGAUCUCACUUAUUUCAGGAAGUUCGGUGUAUGAAAUUAGUACAACACCCGCAUGUUGUGAGACUGUACGAAGUAAUUGAUACGCAAACAAAACUGUAUCUAAUUCUGGAGCUUGGUGAUGGUGGCGACAUGUACGAUUACAUCAUGAAACACGAAAAAGGACUCGAUAAGGAGAAUGCAAAACUGUACUUCAGACAAAUUGUCCAAGCAAUUCAAUUUUGUCAUAAACUUCACGUUGUUCAUCGUGAUCUAAAGCCAGAAAAUGUUGUGUUCUUCAAAAAGGCAGGAAUUGUCAAAUUGACUGAUUUUGGGUUUAGUAACAAGUUUCAUCCUGGACAGAAGUUGGACACAGCCUGUGGUUCACUGGCUUACUCUGCUCCAGAAAUUUUGCUAGGAGAUUCCUAUGAUGCACCAGCAGUUGAUGUAUGGAGUUUAGGUGUUAUACUGUAUAUGCUGGUAUGUGGCCGCCCACCAUUCCAGGAAGCGAACGAUAGUGAAACAUUAACCAAAAUCAUGGACUGCAAGUACAACGUGCCAGCACACCUUGCUACGUGUCCACAGUUAAACGAUCUCAUCUCGCGGAUGCUGGUGAGGGAACCGGGCCGGCGGCUCACGCUGGACCAGAUCGCUCUUCACGCGUGGCUGGCUACGGACGCGGGGCUGAGCGGGGCGGGAGCGGAGAUGCCGCUGAUUGCGCGCGCGCAGAUAUCGGAGGAGGACCACGCUUUCAUCGUGCAGAAGAUGCUCAACGGCAACAUCGCGCAGAAGGAGGAGAUUAUACAGUCAUUAGAGAAGAGUUCAUACGACCACAUAGCAGCUACAUAAUUACUUCUGCAGAGCGGCGACUCAGGAGGCAAGCACAGGAUGCAGAGGGCCGGCUGACGCCAAAGUCUCCGCUGGAGUCCCUAGCAACAGCAUCACGUUUGAGAGAUCGGUCGCCGACUUCUUACGCAGAACUAAACCACCACAGGGAAUGAGUCGCAGCAGCGACUGACGCUACCACGGCCAUAAGUGAAGCAGCUGCUCUUGAUUCGUUUGGUCACUUCGUCGUCGACGCAUUACAAUGGCCGGUAGCUCUAGAACUAUAGCCCUUGUUCGACACGGCAUAUGUCGAACGAGGUCUAUAGUACUAGAGUUAAACGGUCGGUGGAUAGGCUAGGACGUAUACGGAGCAAGCACGCCCACUCUUAAUGCGCGGGACACGCGCAGAGUAUUUUAAUUAUUUUAUCGAUUCUGUCUGUUCUGAAGAGCAGAACGAAUGGGAUGUUAGCAUUUAGACCGAAUAAUUCUGUCUCAGUUAACGUUUUAUAUUUUAGAUGCGUUAUACUGGGACAGAACGGGGUGCAUUGAAAUUUCGUGAGAUCGCAUGCAAAAUGCAUGCGCUGCGAAUGUGCCUCGUACGCCAGUAUCGGCGGGUAAAAAAGCCUACCGUUCCCUUCUACAUGGCUUUACCUUGCUACUGAUGUGCGUGAAUAUUCACUUCAAUCGUUAUUCAC